Molecule: messenger RNA, 2294 nt
Organism: Trichosurus vulpecula (common brushtail)
Lineage: Eukaryota; Metazoa; Chordata; Mammalia; Diprotodontia; Phalangeridae
Gene: PDZD9
Product: PDZ domain containing 9
Exons: 4
Coding region: 22-873 (283 amino acids)
Molecular function (GO): protein binding
Source: RefSeq, a predicted model, not a curated record
GCCCGCCCCCUCCUCCUCCCCAUGGACCCGGUCCCCUGGGCUGACCCCCGGCGCAGAGCCUUGGAGAAAGACAACUUUCCUUUCGAUGGUAAGGCAGAGGUGUUUCCACAUUUAAUGGACCCUUCACAACACCCCUUGAGCACAACAGUGAAGACUUCUCUUAAAAUGACAACCCAAGGACUAGGACUAAUUAUCUUCCAACAUGGGCCCUAUCUCCAGAUAUCCAACCUUGUGGAGAAAGGAACAGCUGCCAAAGAUGGAAGACUAAAGCCAGGUGAUGUUCUGAUUUCAGUUGGCCAUUCAAAUGUGUUAGGAUAUACACUUCGAGAAUUUUUACAGAUUUUGCACCAUAUCCCCAUAGGUGCAAUACUCCAAAUCAGAGUUUACCGAGAUUUUAUUGACAUACCACCAGAAUGGCAAAACAUAGAUGACUUAAUCCCUGAGACUAAGCCUGCAGUGGUAAUAGCUCAUACAUCAAAGAAAUAUGAGCAGGAGGAAGAUACAUCUUUCUCUAGCAGUGAGGAUGAUGAUGUAGAGUUAGAUGAACGAUUUAAGUACUAUAUGUCUCCACAGUCAUUUCGGCAUCAUUCUUCUAGGAAGCUAUCAUCAAUCUCCACGGAAUGGCAUGGAUAUAAAAAAAAGAAUCACAUGUUUACUGUAGGAGAAGACAUUGGAUGUGACGUUAUGAUUCAUAAGGAUUCCGAUGAGCAGAACAUAGAUGUUCCGAAAGACUUUAGAGCACCUUCCCCAUAUUGGACAAUGGUAAAACAAGACAGUGACCUUUCUUCUUCUUCCUCUUCUACAUCAGAUGCUUUUUGGCUUGAAGACUGUGCCUAUGCUCAACAGGAAAAGGACCAACAUUUUACAGCCUAGGAAGUUAAUUCAGGAUUAGAUGUUUAAUUUUCCAUGCCAUUAAAGUGCUAAAUGUUUAAUUUUGGCACAUCAUUACAUAUAGAUUUAUUUUACAAAGGGAUGCAUUACUCCCAAUUGAAUGUGUAGUAGUUGUAAUCCAGAAGCCUUCAUGGAUCUUUUUUUAGGUGAUAUCAAAACGUAAUUAUAACUAGCUCUGCAACUUCAUUCCCAAAGGAGCAGCACAAUCCAGAACAUUAUAGAUACCCCUUUCUGGAGAAUAUCAGUGUAUAUGAAUAUGAUGAUACUGCGGGAUUUUAGUACCAGAAUGAAGUAUGAGGAUGUCAAGACAUUGAUCUUUACCAUUUAAGGUGAAAGGAAUAGACUUUGGCUUAGGUCAGUGUAUGCAGAAUAUAAUUAUCCCACACUAUACAAAGCAGAUAAAUUCUAGGAUGAAUAUUUACUUAGAAAUAGUCAUUACUUUUAAAAGGGAACUUAGAUUGUGUGAUCUGCUACUGUAUUUAUAUUGGUUUACAGAUUACUACUUCAGAGAGGAGAUCUUGGUGAGAGGAAAGCUGAAAAUGAGUUAUAACCUAAAUUGUUUAGAAAACAGGACUUUGAUUUACUUCCACUUUAUGCAAUCUUUCUUUAAUAUACCUACCAUGGAGAAAUCCAAUCAUUUAUUUUACUCAAAUAACCACUACCUCUAUGAAUUAUUUAUCAUGGAUCAUUCUAACAAUUCUGAAAUAUUGAAUUGACUAUCCAGUUAGCCCUACCAAAUUCCUAAUAAUUUUUUCAAAAAUAUGUAUUUUUUUGUUUCUGUCAGUUAUUCCCCCAUCCCUAUUUCUUUUGAGAAAGAAAAAACAAAGUGAUAUCUGACAACAUGUUUGAUAUUCUGGGCCAAGUAGUCCAUCUCCUUGCCAUGGUGGUAGAGAAUGAGGGAAAUUUUGUUUUAUUAUCUCUUUUCUAGAAGUUUCAUUGAUGUUUUAGUAACUUAAAAAGUUUAACUACAUAUUUUUUUUGCUUCUGCUUUUUCAUGUACACUCUAGUUUCUCCGAUUUGCUCAUUUGUCAUUUUUUACUGCACAAUUAUAUUUGGCUAUGGGGAGUUUAGUUACUUCUUACAUAAUUCCAAGUUGAAAGUCACAAUGCCUGAGCCACUUCACAGCUCGACCAAGUGUACCAGAUUGUACCUAUUUUAUGUUCACUCUUUCUACCUUUGCCAGUCUGUAUGGUAUGAGGAGAAAUAAUUCUUUAAUAUGUAUUUUUCUUAUACUUAGCGAUUUGGAGUCUUAUGAUAGUUUAGGGUUUGCACUUUUUGGGGAAAACUUCAUAUGCAUGGGCCAUUUUGUUGAGAAUGGCUCUUGGUGUAAUACAUCUGUGUAAUUUCUGUAUGUGUUUUGGACUUGAUUUUAUGCAAAAGCUUUAAAAUCUUAUGUGGUCAAA